AUGGUGAAAACUGUAGAGGAAGAACUGGAAGAUUACAUCUGGGGAAGAUGCAAGGAGAAGGAUUACCUGGAGAGGGUUGUGAAAUGCGAUGAGUUUACAUCAAACAAUAUACUUCGAAGAGUUAGUCAGAUUGAUGAAUCUCUCAACAAACAACUGCGGAAAGGGGUUGAAGAGAACCUUUCACGUCUCCUGGAGCAAACUACUGCAUUGGAAGCAUUAGACUCUACGCAGCGAAGUGUUCAUUCGGAGAUGAAUGAAGUAUACGAAAACUGCGAUAGGUUUGCUAAGACACUCGACUCGCUACUGAACGACUAUCGGCAAAUGGUGAAACAAUUAGAAGGAUAUGUUGCAGAGAGAAACCUAACAGCAGAUGCCAUCAGAUGUGAAGAAUUGAUGGAAUCCCUCGACAAAAGACAUGAAAUUGUUAAAAGGUCAGAAAUUAUAUGCGAAAUAAAAGGGAUUGUCGCAGAUAAUCCAGAUCUUCUAAAAAUCACAUGGUUGCGUGAGACUCUCACUACGCGUUUGAAAGCUGUGGAAAAUGAGGUUCGACGAUCUGCUGCUGAUGACAUGCGCAGAGGACUUAUAAGUCUGAAUGCUUCGCUGGUGGCAUCUGCCAUAAGAGCAUUGACGAAUCUAGGCGUUCUUGAAGCCGAACUAGAGGUACAGCUGUCAGCAUCGGCUACUGAGAUAGAUGCAAAGAUUGUGGAAUUGUCGUCGAACCCUGAAAAUAGCGCUAGGCUUCUUCCGCAGUACAUCAACCACAUCCAUUCUCAGCUUGAACAAUGCGCAUUGUUAGGUAAGCCGCAACUCAUGAAGUUUGUUGAAAAAUUAGCACGAAUAAUCAGAGCUCGAGUCCCGUUGGAUGCUCCUUUCUCAUUGAGAUUUGUGCAGCAAAUGAGCCGUGUCCUCAACUCUCGGCCCGAAUGUUCUGCACCGUUGUUCGAAUCACUCCGUCCAUUGAAGAAUUCCAUACUUAGUCAUUCUUUGGCACGUCUUCAUCAGAUUGUAGAACAACAUGACUUUGCCACCGUUCAGAAUAGCGUCUUUGUUGAUAUGUUGGUGUCUGCUAUUCAAGAGGAAAUGAAGCGUCUAGAAUGGGAUAUGGAAUUGCGAGCGGAGAUGCAGAGAAAUACGCAAAAGUGCUUGGACAUGGUAGCUAAACGACUUGAAUCCGAAGUCAAACUCGACUCCGAAAAUCUGCUUCUUGGUGAUCGUCUCCGAAGUGAUCAACUGAAAAAUUACCGCUUACUUGAAAUUGCGAAUAAUCUUGCUGUAAAAUUCCCAGCACAAGCAAAGUCGCUGCUCUCAUUUGAGCAGGACUCUGUUUCUCAUAUCAUGGAGGCUAUUCAUAAAAGUAUUUCCACAAUCAUCACAACUAUGCACCGAGACAUGAAAGGUGGUAAAGCUGUGUCGCCUUAUAUGCAGGAGCUUAUAGCCUACAUUGGACGGAUUGCUUUCCAUUUUUCUCAUUUUCCUGCCACAAUUCGACAUACUUCUGCACUGUCAUCAAUCUCUGACUACAUAAUUCAUCUUUUCAUUGUCAAUGCGACCUUGGUUAGACCGCUGACUGACUCAGUUCGCGAGCAACUUCACAAUGAUCUGGAAAAGCUUUUGGAAGAGCUCGACUCACACUUGGCACCAAGUCUGAAAUAUCCCAGAAAAGAUCCUCUUUUGUCGUUGUUUUCGACAAGGAUUUCACAGAAUCCAGAUUUGAUCAGUGCUGAUGCAUUGCCUGCAUGGAUUUAUAUUCAUGCACUUAUCGCCGAGAGUCCUGAUGCACUUGUUUCGCCCCAUGUCAGCGUAGAAUGGACGCUUGAGCAGUACGUGAAAUGGUGCUGUGAUAAUCCAGAUCUGGAGAUAAUCUCAUUUCUCAAUGGGCUGAUGACGUCAUACAAUGCCUCAGUAAUCAAUCGUCAUGAAGUCGAAUAUGUGCCGAAUUACCCAUUAAUAAUGGAGUUAAUAAAGAAAGGAACAGAUGCGUCUAUGCGUUAAUCCACAUCUUUUUUUUU
This is a messenger RNA of Cylicocyclus nassatus, 2009 nucleotides long. The record is from the annotation of a GenBank genome assembly. Lineage: Eukaryota; Metazoa; Nematoda; Chromadorea; Rhabditida; Strongylidae.